GCGCGAACCAAGCUUCAACAAUUCCAGAAUGAAGCCAAGCCAAGUAUUGGACCGUUGAUCUGAGCAUACGAACAGCCCUUCUGGGCACGCAAGCAUCAUGGAUGGGCGGAAGAAAGGGCAACGUUGCGGGAUUGAGGGGUGCCGUUCCAGGCUUUACGAUGAAGGCGAGGAUGGAUUCAUGUACUGUGAAAAUGGCCACCGGUCGGUUCAAGUAAUUGCUACCGAGGAUGAUGACAACUUUCUAGGCGCUCAGCGCAGAGACAAAACCAGAAAGCGAAGAGAAGACGAGGGAGAAGGACAUGUGGGGAUAUUACUGAAGGGCAGAGAGGCGCUGAAUCUGUACCUGAAAAGCCUGCAACUAGUUCUUCGCCAUCAAAUAUGGUUUCUGGUGCACGACCAAGGGCUUCCUGCAGAACUCGAAACGGUUGUGUUUGACCUCUGGACUUUGCGCAUCAUGCAGCUUGAAGAGAAGAUUGGAGAAUCCCAAGCUCAUUCGUCCCAAUCCCAACUAUUCACCUCGUCUGCUAGCGAGGGAGAAGAGACCGAGUCAGAGAAACGGACGACCUCCAGGGAGAAGAAACUCAGCCAUGCACCGAGUCUCAUGGACACUCUCGCUCUAUGCUACCUAGGGAUAAUCACCCUACGCCUGCCACUCACAAUUGGAGAUUUCCACACUUGGGUGGUUGAUGGGAAGCUGGCCUAUUGGGGCGCUUUGAAGUUGUUGCCGGAAGCCAUGGCACAGAAAUUACCAGCAUCGUAUCACAGCCUGUUAUUUCCAAAUGCUGCCUUCAAAGUUAAUCGCUUUGUUGACACCAUCACCAACACUACAAUAAAUCUCGGACAGGAGUACGGUGUCACUUGGCCUAGACUGAAUUAUCCGUUACUGCUAUUUCGACUUCUGAAAGAGCUUGCUCUGCCACUGGAGCUGUAUGAAGCAACCAUCCGCCUAGCACGCCUCAUCGACUAUAACUUCACGCAUCCAAAAGUCUUUGAAGCCUAUUCCGGUAUUGCACGGCUUCCAGAAGCACAGCUCAUAUCCUGCCUUGUAGUUUCUGUGAAGCUUUUGUAUCCAUUUGAUGGAAUAAGACGCUACCCAAAUCACGACUCAGAGCCGGCCGCGACCUGCAUGAAUUGGAAGACAUGGCACCACCAUGUAUCUUCUGUUCGCACACAACAAUCGGGACAAGCGAAUGCAUAUACCAAAGCGGAUCUCAUGGCUAUACAGGAAAAAGACAUUUUCUCUAUGUCUGAGGACCAAUUAGAUCAAUACUUUGAUUGGUACCAGGGUGAUUUACUCGAUUCCAACCACACAGUACAGAAUAAGGAUACCAAUUUUCGAAACGCUUUAUAUGAGCUUUUUCCGGUUGAUGCAGCACACAGCUCACAGCCACCGCAGUCUGUAUCUCAGACACCAACGCACCAGCACACCUUGGAAGUUACUAAAUUUGUACAUGAGGAUCUCAAAUCGCGAGGUCCCGUUGACCAAGACGGGGCCCAAUCUAAUGUGAAGCGCCCGGGAGAUGGAUAUGUAUACUACAAAGAUGUAGAGAGCAUGCCAGAACCAGCAAAAAGGUUUUUCGAAGCAUCAGUAAGGAUAACAGGGUUGGAUAUGGACAUGCUUAUCCGUGCUGUCCUGCUCACUGAGAAGAAAGUGCAGAGAUGGAAGAAGAGCCACCAGCAACACAAGUCAGGUGCAGCGGCGAUAGGGAAAUCGUGAACGCACACAAACAUCGCUUUGCAUAAAAUGUCAGAGU
Molecule: messenger RNA, 1754 nt
Organism: Aaosphaeria arxii CBS 175.79
Lineage: Eukaryota; Fungi; Ascomycota; Dothideomycetes; Pleosporales
Exons: 3
Coding region: 98-1717 (539 amino acids)
Biological process (GO): nucleolar large rRNA transcription by RNA polymerase I; RNA polymerase I preinitiation complex assembly
Cellular component (GO): RNA polymerase I core factor complex; RNA polymerase transcription factor SL1 complex
Molecular function (GO): RNA polymerase I core promoter sequence-specific DNA binding
Source: RefSeq, a predicted model, not a curated record